Messenger RNA from Folsomia candida, 6442 nucleotides. It is a transcript of the gene mbt, whose product is annotated as serine/threonine-protein kinase PAK 5. Lineage: Eukaryota; Metazoa; Arthropoda; Collembola; Entomobryomorpha; Isotomidae. Gene Ontology annotation, molecular function: protein serine/threonine kinase activity; ATP binding. The record is from RefSeq and is a predicted model, not a curated record. Gene Ontology annotation, cellular component: cytoplasm. Gene Ontology annotation, biological process: protein phosphorylation; regulation of MAPK cascade; intracellular signal transduction. The transcript is spliced from 15 exons. The coding region runs from base 2695 to 5040 and encodes 781 amino acids.
CUUGCACUGCACUUACUUAGAGCCGAGAAGCCUCGUAGGAUUAUUAGACAGCAUCAGUAAAAUAAGAGCUAGAUACUCUUAUUUAGUUUUGACCAGCCAAACAGGUUAAAAAGCCUGUGCCUGGGCUAGUGGAAUUUGAGAGAUCCAUGAACAAGGAUUUUUUCCCACUGGUAAAAGAAGUUAAGUUUUUUAGUAUUGUGUUAUUGAGAAUCGUAGUUUGUGUAGUUGUAGUUUCGAACCAGCAUGAAACCAAAUGGCUGACUGGCAAUAUAUCGCAUCGUUCGUGUGGCUUGGUCUGGUUGUAUUUUAGUAUUAAAAGCUGUUUGAUCUGCUCUUCUAUCUCCAUACGUAUCGUCUCCCUCGAAAACAUGGUGUAAUAUUUGGGUAAUGUAUUCUGACAGAAAUGCAAGGUGCAGUGUGUGUUAAUAUUUAUGAAGUCCUCUAGCAUUAUCAUUACCACUAUCGGCUAUUAUAUUUAUAUGUACAACAACAUGGUCGCAUCAUCAUCAUCACCACUUGAUUAACUGGGUCUGGUUUGGUUUGUGUUCUGGUGGAAAUGUUGCACUAAAAAAAUAAAAUACACUGGAUCCAUCAAUUUCGGUUCUAGCAAACUGUACCAAAGUCAAUGUCAAGUGAGAAAAGAGAACGAGUGAGCGAGGGCAGAGAUGUGAAUGAGUUGGGUUCAGUUUUCUAAAAGGUUUGCUGCGAUAUGGACUCACAAAACUGAAACGCAAACCUUUCUACGUUUUGUAUGGAAUGGUGAUCGUGAAUCUGCUUCUUGUCGGUUAAACUUAUUUCCAAUAUUGAACAUUUAUUGUUACAUAUUAUCGUAUUCUCUCCGGAUAAUCGUCAAUCUGCAGAUACACAAAGUCUGACUGUGAACCGUUUAAAAAAAUCAAAUCAAAAGUAUCAAAGAAAUCCUCACAAAUUUUCAUGUGUACACCAACACGGAUUAUUCUUCUUAAUAAUAAUACAAAUAAUAAUCACUACAUUACAAGUAUGUUUUUGUUCUACUCUUCUUAAUCACCAAUUAUAAGUAACUGCUAUUACAAAAAUCAGACAAAAAUAUUGUGAAAACUGAGACGGUCAUGUUAUGAAGAAUCGAAAUGGGAAACCACUAUUUGCAUAUCUGAGCCAACAUGCCAAAAUUAAGUAAAUAAAAAGUGCAUACUAGUUUGUCGCAAAAAGACCUAAAUAAUAAAAAGUGUGCGUGGUGAAUGAAUUGGCCAAGACGAAGAAAACCAACAUCCGAUGAAGUAAUAUAAUAACAAAUCGAAUGAAUAAAACAGGUCUCGUCGUCCGUUUGAAUAAGAUAUUUUGUUGAAUAUUAAGAUUCCAUUUCACAUCCUCACUUAUUACCUGUCAGCCAUCAGCAAAAGUAAAUGUUGUGCCUGUUCAAGAAAGGGAAUAAUACGAAAGGAGGUGCAAGUGAGAGGAGUUAUGCAACUCGAGAUUGCAAAUUGCUAUACUUACUCGACCACCACACGGCGCAUACAAUCGACGCUGAAAAGUACAUCAUCUACAAAUUACUCGCAUCAAAGAUAAGUACGCUACUCGUUUCUGUUGGUGUUGAACUGCUGUUGCUGGAUGGACUCGAGUAAUCCGUACAUAAUUUUAUUACCCAUUGUUAAUUGUUCUACAUCGAAGUUGACAUUGUCUUUGUCGCGUGGUAAAAUUUAUUGGAUUUGCUAAAUUGAAUUAGCCAAGCUUUGUGUUUGUGUAUGUGGGAAUUAGUGCACGACCAGUCAAAUCACAUUUCGUCCAAUCUUAUGUAUGUACAUAUUAUUUAUUCAUUUCAACAAAGGCCUUGAGACUUGUGGAGGUUUCAUGAGAAGUGCAAUGCUCGCGGAGAUGCUGUGAGACGUCAUCUUCAUCAUUGGAACAAACCAAACGAUCAGUAUUGAUGUUCAGUUGUGUUCAUACAACGUAAAUAUUGGAGUAUUACAUAAGAUAAGGAAUGUUUUCACAACAGUGCAGUGGUGCCAAUGAAACAUUAUUACGGCUCGGUUGGCACAAAUGGCAAAUAAUAAAUACCAAUAAAUCUCAGCCAUCGCUAGCUGGAGGAUGUGAAAACUGAAACUUUGGCGAGUUUUUAAUGUAUUGAGUGAUGACUUCUUGUGCUAAUCGUGUAAUUUUUCUUACAUCUAUAAAUUCAACUUUAUUAGUAUGACAAAGAGGAUAUAUGAUUCAUCAUUCAGCGUGCCAGAAAUGGAAUUAAUGUUUUUAAACAAUUCCUGAAAAUUAUAAUAAACUGACGUCCAUGGACUAACUAGCUAAACCGUGAAAUAGUAAUACAAGUCCAACCAUCAUUCGUCCGCCUAGUGCCUCUCCAUGAAAUUUAAUGCCUCUGGAAAUUUAUUUCGUAUUUAUCAACUAAAGUCUCAAAUUUCCUAUGAAACUACGUUGGACAGUAUUAGUCAGCCAAGGAGUUUAAUACAAAUACAAAUACGCACUUGUACAUAUGUAUGUACAGAAUGAACAUCAAGUGACGCUGCAUGUGCUGUGUAAAAUUAUAUGAAAAUGACUAUGCAAUGAGCAAUCCGACUUAUUUUCUUAAAAUCCAAAAAUAAUCUUGUGCCUCAGACUUGGAUUGCGACAGACAGUAUUCAUUCAUCCAUCCAUUAGCAAUAUUCGUAUGUAAUAUGCAAAAUAUAUAGGUAGCAAUAUUUUGAGCCAGUGGUUUGUGCAAAAUAUAUGAGCAAAAUGUUUGGGAAGAAGAAGAAGAAAGUUUUGAUCAGUCAGCCGACGAAUUUUGAACACCGGGUGCACACGGGAUAUGACAAGAAGGAGGGGAGGUUCAUCGGGCUGCCUCCACAGUGGGCGUCAGUCGUCGGGAGCAAUAUUGUUCUCAAGAGCACGAAUCGUCCACUUCCGCUGGUUGACGUUUCUGAGAUUACGCCAACAGAGAUUCUUGAUUUGAAGGUACGGACGGUGGUUCGAGGCGAUGGAUGUCGACGAGAGGACUUGAGUCAUCUCCCCAAAAUAUCCAGCGUAGUUCGGUCCAACUCUCUCCGAUCGUCCAGCCCCCCAAGAUUACGACGAGAUUUUAGAAUGCAAAUCCCAACUUCGGUCCCAGAGGAGGAUGCAGUUAGUCAUCAGCUACGAUCCUCAUCUCGAUUUUCUGCACAUCAGCCUUCUCCGCAGUUUGGUGGACAAAUCCUUCCACCCAUGGCCAUGGGGCAUGAGAUGCCAUUCCAGUCGAAUGGAAUUGAGAGAGGAGGAUACCCGAACCAUUCCUCGAUGCUUCCACUGCCUCAGAGAGUAGCAUCUCCGCAUGGUCACAUGCGAAAUAGUCCAACUGGAAUGUUUGGCAGUCCAAAUCGUGGGGUCAACGGACAUAAUAUGCAGGAGCCAUCCCCGAUUCAUCCUGUUGGAGGUCACAGUGCAGUGAGCAUCCCUUCGUUCCCCUCAUCGUCGUCCAAUAAUGGUCCCACCAACGGAAUGGGGUUUGCCAAUAAUCACAACCGUUUCCCAUCAUCCGUAGCACCCCCAGGAACAUCGCACCAGCCACAACAAUCACAACCUCCACAAGCACCACCAAAACCAUCUCAGCAUCAUCAACAGCCAUCUCACAUGUGGAACGGUGGACCACCUCCUCCGGUCAACGGAAAUGGAGGACCACGUUUGGUGCACGAGAAGGCUAAUGGAUCCGUCCCCACGAAUGGAGCUGGGAUGAUGAGCUCCAGCACAAGUUUCCCUACAGCCCUACAUCAUCAUCAAGUGCAACAUCAACCACCACCUAUUCCAUCCCCAAUGCCAAUGUCAAUGUCCAUGAACUUUAGUCGUCCUCACUACCCACAACCCAGCCCCACAACGGCACACAUGUCCAUUUCCUCCGCAGGGAGUGGGACAAGUACGACAGGCGUUAGCACAGGUCAGCCAUCCCCAGCAACUAAUGUUCCAAUAAUGCACACCCAACAACAACACCCACCUGCGCCCUUGCCAAAGUCGUAUCAUUUAGGGAACAAUCCCCUAGCUCCGCCUUUAGUCAAACCGUCGCCUCCCUUCCCACCUUCGUCGUCGUCCUCUACGGAUCACAAUCAAAACCAGAAGACACAAGCACCACUUCCAGUUCAACUACCUCCGAAGCCAUCUCCUCAAGCUAAUCAUAAUAAUCCACAGCCGGCUGAAAUUAGAUUAACACACGAACAGUUUCGUGCGGCCCUUCAAAUGGUGGUCAGUCCUGGUGACCCGAGAGAUAAUUUGGAGAACUUUAUAAAGAUUGGAGAAGGUUCGACUGGAAUUGUUUGCAUUGCGACGGAUAAGACCACAAGGCGUCAAGUAGCCGUAAAGAAGAUGGACUUGAGAAAGCAGCAAAGACGAGAAUUGUUGUUCAAUGAGGUGGUAAUUAUGCGAGACUAUCACCAUCCGAACAUUGUUGAAAUGUACGAUAGUUUCUUGGUGGAGGACGAGCUUUGGGUGGUGAUGGAAUACCUUGAAGGAGGUGCCCUCACAGACAUUGUCACACACGCCAGAAUGGACGAAGAACAAAUUGCUACUGUGUGCAAACAAUGUCUCAAAGCCCUGGCGUACCUACAUUCGCAAGGUGUCAUACAUCGAGAUAUCAAAAGUGAUUCCAUACUGCUUGCUGCUGAUGGACGGGUGAAGCUUUCUGAUUUCGGGUUUUGUGCACAAGUGUCUCAAGAAUUGCCAAAAAGGAAGUCACUGGUUGGAACCCCCUACUGGAUGAGUCCGGAAAUAAUUUCUCGUCUGCCAUAUGGAACGGAAGUUGAUUGCUGGUCAAUGGGCAUCAUGGUUAUUGAGAUGGUGGACGGUGAGCCACCAUUUUUCAAUGAACCUCCCCUCCAGGCCAUGAGGAGAAUAAGGGACAUGCCACCUCCGAGAAUAAAGAAUCAAAUCAAAGUUUCGACAAGAUUAAUUGGAUUCUUGGAGAGAAUGUUGGUUCGAGACUCCUCCCAACGCGCCACUGCACAAGAACUUCUAAACCACCCUUUUCUUCGCGAGGCCGGAAAUCCGUCCGUGUUGGUCCCUCUUAUGCAGAAUCUCAACAGGGCAAUGGGGGGAAUGCAAAAUCAGUAAUUUUUCAGCAAACUUGUUGCGUGUGACGUUAUGUUAUGUUAUAUUUACGUACAUGAGGCUAGGACUUGUGUUCCAACGCAUUCAACGAUUCUAUUGCAAGGGUUCAGAGGUACAAAAUCGUGUAAUUUCAGAAACUUAACAAUUUUUCUCGUCUUUUCUAUUAGUUACAUCGUAGUAUUGAGUAAUUGUGAGUAUGGGAUUUGACAACAUACAAAAUAUACAAGGUGGCAAAACCUCUGUUUCAUUUGGCGUCCCACGUUGUUGUCGGGGUCGUGAUUAAAGGGAGUUUAAUUAAAAUAAGCCAAAGAAAUGCAAACUAUUUUAAAUUAAGGGACUUAUAUUUUCCAUGUUCAGAGGCUUUGCAAAUUCAGAUACAAACUUGAUUAGCUUAAAGUCCCUUUGAUGUAGGCAUUUUAUCCAUACGUCCGUGUGUCAGAUUAAAAAAUAAUGGCUGAGCAGACUCCCACCACAUUCCGUCCAAAAGGGAGAAGGAAAUCCUUUAAAACUGAUGAACUCACAAUGCCUUUCAUAUCUACAUAAAUAGGUACAUAUAAGUAUAUUUGAACAUUCCAUAACAAUCCAUGCAUUUCGCCCAGGUGCCUAUCGCAAACGUACAGUAUCACAAAAUUGACAAUGAUAUUUCCGUAAAGUAUUUCCGUAAGCAACGGAUGAGGAGGAGACCCAAAUCCAUGAUUUAGGUGAACUUGCAUGUUGCAUCUUCCACAAAUAGUGAGAUUUAUGAGAGCCUAUGCAUAUAGAAGCAUAUUUAUGAUGUAAAUGGAGCAGAAACCGUAAAAAGAUUAUAAACCGGGCACCACACAAAAUAGGCUCUCUACACGUUGAAUAUUAUUUCUCGUAACGAAGAAGAUUAGGAGUUUGCCAUAAUAUUAAAUCACGGACCAAGAUGAGGUAAAUACACGACUACUCACAAAAUGUAGUGGCUGCAUAAUCUCUCUACCUCACGAUGACCGAGAUUGUUUCCUCUUUUGGCAUUUAUUAUAUAUUUACGGGUUUAUGCAAGAAAAGUUAUUCAUCAAUUUCAAUGUACAUUAUAAAUUGCACGUAACAAGCGCACAUUAUGCCUUGCUUGUUUGUAGUAGUCAGGUUUACCUACUUUUAAUAUUAUCACUCGAGUCCUUAUGAAAUGCAAUGUAAAGUAAUUUCCGUGACUUGAAUGUUAUACACACAAAUCCAGAAUGAUUGGAAGAUGAACAAUAACAAGAAAUGAUGCAAAUGUCCAAAAGACACAGAUUCUAUUUUAAUCGGAAUAUUUUAGAGUUCACUUAUUUGCUUGGUAAUGUUGAGCGAAUGUGUUUGUAUUUUUUAUGUAAGCGACGACAAAAGUAUAUGUUAAGACAUUGACGAUAAAAAUGGAAAUAAAAUAAAAUGUCAGAAUUGCUAA